CGCUGAACCCCCCCACCCCACCCCACCCCCCCCCGGCCCGGCGCCAUGGGCGAUGUGCUCUCCUCUCACCUGGACGAGAGCCGCCGGCAGCACAUCGCAGAGAAGACUGGGAAGGUGCUGGGGGAGUUCUCCCGCUGCUACAGGGAACAGUAUGGGGUAGCACUCUUCAACAGCGUCCGCUAUGAGAUUGAAGGCAAUGGGGGGCCGCAGGCACAGCUGCUGCACCGCAAGGUCCCGCUGGAGGACCACGUCAUCUACUCGGGCAACCUCUUCCAGUACAUCGAAGAGAACAAGAAGUGGAGGAACCGCUUCUGCGUGGUCCCACACAACUAUGGGCUGGUGCUGUAUGAGAACAAACUGGCUUAUGAGAGAGAGCUGCCGCCCCGUGUGCUGAUCAACAGUGCUGGUUACAAGGUGCUCACCUCAGUGGAGCAGUACCUGGAGCUGGUGAACACCAGCCUGCCUGGCAUCACCCCCAAAUCGGGGAACACCCCCAUCCUGAAGUGCCCCACGGAUUUCCCCCUCAUCCUCUGGCACCCCUACGCCCGGCACUAUUACUUCUGCCUGAUGACUGGCAAAGAGCAGGAGAAGUGGGGAGCAGUGUUCCAGGACUGCGUGCGGCACUGCAACAGCGGGAUCUCGGAGGACUCCAAAGUUGAAGCCCCAGCCUUCACUGAUGCCGUCCGCAUGUACCGCCAGUCCAAGGAGCAGUACGGCACCUGGGACAUGCUGUGCGGCAACCAGACCCAGAUCCUGAGCAACCUGGUGAUGGAGGAGCUGCUGCCGGAGCUGCGGAACGCCAUCGGCCCGCGGCUGAAGGGCAAAACCCAGGAGCGCCAGCGGACCUGGAUCCAGAUCUCAGAUGCUGUCUAUAGGAUGGUCUACGAGCAGACUAAGGCACAAUAUGAUGCCAUGGUGGCCAAGUGUGAGCUGGAGCGGCCCCAGAUGGAGAGCAGCAUCCGGACUGACAUGGACCAAAUCAUCACCUCCAAGGAGCACCUGGCCAGCAAGAUCCGAGCCUUCGUCCUCCCCAAAGCGGAGAUCUGUGUCCGUAACCACGUCCAGCCCUACAUCUCCUCCAUCCUGGAGGCCCUGAUGACCCCGACGAGCCAGGGCUUCGCCGAGGUGCGGGAGGUCUUCUUCAAGGAGGUGACGGACAUGAACAUGAACAUCGUCAAUGAGGGCGGCCUGGAGAAGCUGGUGGAGUACAUGGAGAAGCUGUCCCACCUGGCCUUCCACCCAGUGAAGAUGCAGUCGUGCUACGAGAAGAUGGAGCAGCUGAAGCUGGAGGGCCUCCAGCAGCGCUUCGAUGUCUCCAGCACAUCUGUCUUCAAGCAGAGGGCCCAGAUCCACAUGCGACAGCAAAUGGAUGAUGCCUUGUACACCUUUGAGACGCUGCUCCACCAGGAGCUGGGGAAGCUUCAGGGCAAGGAUGAGCUCUGCAAGUCCAUCCAGCGCAUCCUCGAGAGGGUGCUUAAGAAAUAUGAUUACGACAGCAGCACGGUGCGGAAGAAGUUCUUCAGGGAGGCCCUGCUGCAGAUCACCAUCCCCUUCCUGCUGAAGAAGCUGGCACCCACCUGCAAGGGGGAGCUAGCCAAGUUCCAGGAGCUCAUCUUCGAGGACUUUGCCAGCUUCAUCCUGGUGGAGAACACAUAUGAAGAGGUCGUGCUGCAGUCUGUGAUGAAGGACAUCAUGCAAGCCGUGAAGGAGGCAGCCGUGCAGCGGAAGCACAACCUGUACCGUGACAGCAUGGUGAUGCACAACAGCGAUCCCAACCUGCACCUGCUGGGCGAGGGCACCCCCAUCGACUGGGGCGAGGAGCACGGCGGGCAGCCUGAGGCUGAGCCGGCUGCUGACAAGCGCCGCAGGGCCAAGCAGGUGGUGUCGGUGAUCCAGGACGACGAGGGGGCCCUGCCCUAUGAGAUGGGUGCCGAGAUGCUGAUGUCUCCCAGCUCGCCGGAGCCGCCAGAGCCCAGGGUGCCACCGGGGUCCCCAGAUGGGGUGGCGGAGAUCCGGGAGGCGCUGGCCAAGGAAAGCACCGAGGUGCUCACAGAGGAGCGGCUGACGAACGGUACCCACAGCAUGCGGGACAGCGGUGCCACCAAGGAGGUGGUGGUGGCAGAGGGGGCUGCACCAGGUGAUGUCCCCACGAAGGGUCCGGCCGGUGAUGGGGAUGGAGUGCGGCGUGCCGCACCGGCAGCACCCACAUCUGGAGCCAAGGUUUCAUCAGAGGAUGGGGUGCCCCAUGCUCCACCAGCACCACCUGCACCUGAAGCUGAGAGCACGGCAAGGGAUGAGGUGCAGCAUGCCAUGCCUGCUUCACCCACAACUGGAGCUGAGGUCCUGUCACAGGAUGGGCUGCACCAUGAUGCGCCUGCAUCACCUGUAUCUGGAGCUGAGGUCACAUCUGGAGCUGAGAUCCCAUCUGGAGAUAAGGUGCCUCAUGCCACAUCUGCAUCGCCUGCACCCGGAGCUGAUGUCCCACCCAGCGAUAAGGUGCACCAUGGUGUGCCAGCAUCACCUGCACCCAGAGCUGAAACCCCACCAGGAGAUGAGGUGCAUCAUGCCACACCAGCAUCCCCUGCACCCAGAGCCGAGGUCCCACUGCCGCCUGCUGGGACCGCCUGCCAGCGCAGUGACAAGGAGACGGGUGAGGAGGUGGCCCUCCCGGUGGCAUGCAGCCCCCCAGAGCCUGCGGGCACGACGGAGAACAUUGAGGGGAUGCAGACUGAGUUCUAGCCCCAUUCCUGCUGCAGACUGGCCCUGGUAACACCAGAGAUGGGGACUGGGACCAGGGAGGGGAUGGGGAACACCUGACUGGGAGGAGCCCCGUGUGGUCCUGCUAGGUGAGGCUGGGGGUGCCCUGGCUCGGCACAGGGUACCCACUGCACUCUGCUCUGUCCUUCUUCUGCC
This is a messenger RNA of Lagopus leucura (white-tailed ptarmigan), 2913 nucleotides long. RefSeq names its product niban apoptosis regulator 2 (gene NIBAN2). The transcript has 14 exons. The record is from RefSeq and is a predicted model, not a curated record. The coding region runs from base 46 to 2739 and encodes 897 amino acids. NCBI's taxonomy places the organism in Eukaryota, Metazoa, Chordata, Aves, Galliformes, Phasianidae.